AACUGUCCAAUCAGAAGGCCUCAAACAGAGACACGGAAGUGCUUAUCAAAGCAUUGACCAUUGUUAAGAUUGCUCUACUGUACUUUGAGCAUUUAUUAUCUCCUUCAUUUAAGGAUCAGCUCUUGCGUUUUUUGCGGUCCAGUUGCGCGUGCGGGUGGAGCAGGCAUGUCGUCGAGCGGGGAGGCCGUGCUGCGGGCCGUGGAGGCGCCGCUGUUUUGGCUGGGUGCUGUCACCGCGGCCUGGCUGUCGUUCUGCUCCGUGUACCGGCUGCUGUCCGGAUUCAGGGUGUGGGUGCUCGGUAACGGGCGCCUCGUGUCACCCAACAGACUCGGGAAGUGGGCAGUUGUGACCGGAGCCACUGACGGCAUUGGGAAAGCAUACGCAGAAGAGCUCGCCCGCCGAGGCUUCUCCAUCGUCCUGAUCAGCCGCUCCCAGGAGAAGCUGGACGAGGUUUCCAAGGCGAUUGCCAGCAAAUGUGGUGUGGAGACCAAAACGAUUGCAGCAGACUUCAGUUCUGUGGACAUCUACCCCAAGAUUGAAGCUGGACUGGCCGGAUUGGAGAUUGGAGUCUUGGUAAACAAUGUUGGAAUAUCCUAUUCUUAUCCCGAGUUCUUCCUCAACGUUCCAAAUCUGGACACUUUUAUUGACACAAUGGUUAACAUUAACAUUACAUCAGUGUGUCAGAUGACUCGUCUUGUUUUGCCUCAUAUGGCUGAGAGGAAAAAAGGGGCCAUUCUCAACAUCUCCUCUGCCAGUGGGAUGUACCCGGUUCCUCUCCUCACCAUCUAUUCCGCUUCCAAGGCGUUUGUGGAUUUCUUCUCAAGAGGACUCCAAGCUGAAUAUAAGAGCAAAGGGAUAAUCAUUCAGAGCGUCUUGCCGUUUUUUGUCGCAACCAAGCUGAGUAAAAUCCGCCGGGCUACUCUGGACAAGCCCAAUCCAGACCGCUACGUUGCAGCAGAGAUUAACACUGUGGGGCUGCAGACACAGACGAAUGGCUACCUACCUCAUGCUGUCAUGGGUUGGGUGACGACCGCUCUGCUCCCAGCCAAGAUGCUCAGCAGCUACAUGAUGGGGAUGGGUCUGUCCCAGCGCGCUCGUUACCUCAAGAAGCAGAAGCAGGGGUAGGACGGCGGCGGAGGGGGGAGGGGGCAGAGGGGACCAGCUUUGUCGACGACUCGUCCAACUCUCCUCAUCGUCGUCACAGAGCAAGCGGAGAAAAUGCGACACUUUCUGGGCAACAUUUCAGGUUUCCUGGUAGCGAGAGGCGACACGAGCCAGUUCACUUCGCACACUACAAGUGUUCAACCCAAGCAGUUGUGUAAAAACAAUUGGACCAAGUGGAGCUUUUUGUUGAGUAAACAGCUUUAAUGAAAAGCAAAAAAAAAACUAAAACCCACUCCAAAAACUGACCUUCUGUCUGCAGAUUGUAAUGAGAAAGGAAGCCCAUGGGAGGAGGGAGGAUAUCGACUGUUUUUGCACUCAGCAAUGAUGAUUCCAAAAUAAAAGUCAGUUCUUGCUAACAAUUCCUGUUCAAAGUAUUAACUAUUCUGUGUUCUUUCAAGUUAACCGAUGAUUUUGAUCAGCUAACUCGUCAGCAUGUCGUCUCACAUUUGAUUGGUCUCGACUCCAUUGUCGUCUGUAGGUAAAAUGUCUAGUGUGCUAAAUUUGUCCUUAACAUUUCACUGAGUUUGCAGUGCAUCAUCCUGGGAUAGAUUUGAUUUGUAAAGUUCACGCUUCGCUCUGGGGCAGUGGCGUUGCCCUAGAAAUGUGCCGAUGUCAGUCUUCCUGGGCAAAUCGUUUUAAAGACGAGUUUACUCUGAAAGGAAGAGCGGUUUCUGCCUGUUUUUCUGACUGCCAUUACGUUUGUUGGAGGAAAUCUUGACUAUUUCAGUAAUGCUUCUGUCAUCAAUAAAAAUGCUUUUCCAAAAACACA
Molecule: messenger RNA, 1933 nt
Organism: Oryzias melastigma (Indian medaka)
Lineage: Eukaryota; Metazoa; Chordata; Actinopteri; Beloniformes; Adrianichthyidae
Gene: hsd17b12b
Product: hydroxysteroid (17-beta) dehydrogenase 12b
Exons: 11
Coding region: 166-1125 (319 amino acids)
Cellular component (GO): endoplasmic reticulum
Molecular function (GO): oxidoreductase activity
Source: RefSeq, a predicted model, not a curated record